AAAAAGAAUGAUGAAACCAGUUUAUCAUUCCAUUUUGUUAAUCAGGCUUUGUGCUGCAAAAUGCAAAACAUUCCUGAUCCGAAUUUCCCGCGCUGUUUUACGGAUAUGACGUUAAUUGACGCUUCAAGCGCGUUGUCAACAAGGUUCAAACCCGGAAAAACAUUUGGAAGCUUGCUAGGUGGCGGUAACGCGUCUUUCACUACUAGCCACGUUAAAACCCCAAACAGAAGAGGAAGAACCCUGGAAAUGGAUUCUACAACUAGCAAACGACCAAGCGCAACUCAAAGCCCACUAAAGAGUGGCACAAAGAAGAAGGUUUUAUCAGCGGCAUCUCGAGAGUCAAAAAGAAAAUAUGAUAAAAGUCGGUCAGGGACCCGAAUAUGUAUUGGUUACGCUCUGGAAGAAUGGAGGCUGCUUCAACUGGAUUUGGGCCUGAAAAAGGAUGCGGACAUGGCACAUUUUCUAGUGACCAGCCACCGGAAGAAGCAGGCUCCUGAAACUGCAAUUCAGGGAGGUUAUGUGAAGGCAACCUCGACACCCAGUAAGAGAACAGCAGCUAAAAUGUCGCAUCGAUUAUCUCCAACUGAACCUGUGUCUGAGGGGGAAGAUUUUCUAAUGGCUGGUGUUGAGGCACUGAUGACCUAUAUUUGGAUCCUUUUGAAGAAAGUUUCAAAUCCAUGGAUCUAGCUACGGAUGCAGUCCAAAUUGAUGAGGACCAAGCAAACAACUUACUCAACAGUGUGCUGGGAUCCUAAAGGGAAUUUCCAUCCUACUUGUGUGGCUGAAUGACAUCUUCAACCAAUUUUGGUACAUUUGCCAGAAAGCACAACAUCGUGAUAUGUUUAAUGACAUGUGGGUGGGUGUGCUUCACCAUGUCACAAGGAAGCAUGAAUGGACCCGUGGCAAAUGUGACCAUGGACCACUUGAUGCAACAACCAGUGAUAAAGAGCUCAUGGUACCAUGAUCUCCACCACACGAGGCUCUUCAACGAAUCAUGUUCAACAGACGCUGGUUGAAGGAUGUCACCAAUCUGACCUUUAGGUAUAUUAAUAACAUUUUCAUAAGCAAAAAAGCUAAAGUGUCAAUAUCAAAGCUGACAAUUUACAUAUAGAAAUGACAAUUGUGGGUGAAAAGGCAAUCAAAAGUGUGAUUCCUAAUAAUCUAUAAAGUUGUAGCUUUUGUUUUUUUUUACAGGUCAACUUCAGAACUGGAGAGUUUCCAGAAUUGCAUUCUCAUGUAAUCUAUGUAUGAUCUAAUGCUGCUGUUCUCCUCUCUCCAUAAAGGCCCCAGCUACGUGAAGCAUCAAAAGACAGGAAUGACUUCUUUCAUGCACACAGAUUUAUUAGAAAUUAAGAAAAAAUACUAUGUACAAAUGCAAAUAACAGAACUUUUUUGUACAUAAAUAAAAAUAAAUAUAUUGCACAAACUGUUUGUUUAUUUUUGGGUGAAAAUGCUGUCUUCAGCGAAAGUUAUUUUGAGGUAUUGUGCCGUUUUGGAACUACUGUAGUUGUAGAUAAACGGUUUGGAUUUUUGGGUUAGGGUGCCCUCAGUCAGGAAGACGGUGUCCUGGCGUCUCUUGCCGAAACUCCAGGAUAUCCAGCAUCACCCCUGGAAGACGGGUUACCACUCUCUCGAGAAUAUUAUCUCCUCCUGCCUCAGGUGUUGUAAAGCUGUCUAGAAAUUAAAGAGCAUAUGUUUACAUGACUAGAUUCAUAUCUCCAGUGAGUGAUGUUUUCGUUUUUGGCAUCUAUUAUUUUAUUUUAUUUUAUUUUUUUGCACAAAUGGCUACAACCAACCUGCAUCUCAGCUAUACUGGCAGCUCUCAGCUGUGCAAGCUGGUCUCGGCCCUCUUCUCUGAAAGCUGUUUCGCUGCCUACCCCGGCGCCCUGGUCUUCUUGAAGGAGCUCUGGACCUCAACCUGCUGCCCUCACCCCUUGAGCGUGUCCUUCCCCGACCCUCGGAGCGACCUUUUCCUCUCCCCUUUCCUUUAGCCCCUGGUCUCAAACUUUUCCACGACACAUCAAAGUCUGUGGCAGGCUCGGGCACACUCCAUCUGAACUGUCUUCCAUCACUCCUUCCAAUGUGAAUUCCUGAAAAUCAAUGACAGUAAUGGAAAAAUGACUGUAUUACCCUGUAGGUCUUGUUGAUAUUAUGAUUUUAUUUUGAUGCAUUUUUGAACUAAACAUUGAUAUUUAUGUUCUUAUUUACAUUGUUGUGAUGCCUGUCCUGUAAUGAAAUUGGUUUCACAAAUGAUGUCAGUGACUUGAAAUUGGAUGUUCUUACAUGAUGCAUAAACAAUAACAUUAGCUUGUUAGUAAGCUUAGUGCAAAAUAAUAACUGUAACUGGUCUAAAAACAUCAGAAAUCACCUGCAGCCACAAAGCCUUAUGCUGAUAAAGUAGCAUCAUGUUACUGUCUUG
Messenger RNA from Nothobranchius furzeri (turquoise killifish), 2419 nucleotides. The record is from RefSeq and is a predicted model, not a curated record. NCBI's taxonomy places the organism in Eukaryota, Metazoa, Chordata, Actinopteri, Cyprinodontiformes, Nothobranchiidae.